Molecule: messenger RNA, 576 nt
Organism: Rotaria sp. Silwood2
Lineage: Eukaryota; Metazoa; Rotifera; Eurotatoria; Philodinida; Philodinidae
Source: the annotation of a GenBank genome assembly
AUGGAAUUUUUCUUUGAAGAUUCAACAAUAACUGCGGAUGAAAUUUUUGCUUCACAACAAUUGUUCGAAAUUUUAAAAACAUUUAAAGAUAGUUACUUUAAUGAACUAUAUACUUAUCAAAGUCUUGAUUUUUAUGACGAAUAUGAUGAAGUUUCGAAUGAAGAAAAUAGCGCUGAUGAAAAUGAAUCAAUUGAUCAAGAAGAAAAUAUUGAUGAUUAUGAUGAAAAUCAAUACCUGAACAUUCAGAACAGUUUUACAUUAGACGAGAUGGAAAGCAUAGUGGAAUGGGUUGAUCAACAUCCAAAUUAUAAAUUUGCAUCUAUUAAGCAAAGGUUUCGAAAAGUCAAGUACAUGCAUUACAUUACAAGAUUUAGAGAAUAUAUUAAAGCAAACGGCACAAGAUUAGAAAAAGUAAAAAAAAUCAAACAAUUUAUGUGGAAUGAAUUUUAUAUGAAAAGAGCAAUUCAAAAAGAAGCAAUUCAAAAAGCAAGAGAACUAGAUUGGGAUAAUUUCAAAGCAAGUAAUUCAUUUAUCAAUCUGUUCAAGAAAGAAUAUGGAAUUUCAUCCAGAAGAUAG